CCCUUUUUCGGUUUUCUAAGCCCUCUCUCUCUCUCUCUCUUUCUCUCUCUCUCUCUCAUACACCGUUCGUCUGCCUUCCUUCCUUCCAUAUCUGUAAACAUUGUUCCUCGCCGGAAAACAGCUAUUUUCGCCGGCGACAAGCCUCCGCAUCUCGCCGGAAAAUUGUCCAGCCCUCUUUCGCCGAGGUCCCUUGAUUUCCUUCUCGCUUUCCUUGACUCGGUCUCGGGAGACUUUGGAUCUCCGAGUCUGACUUGGUCCGGUCUUGCUCGUCGCUUUUUGAGAGAAUGUGGCGGGCCUCGUUAACUUUAAAGGCUUGUUAUUGAGUUUUUUAUGCCCGGGGUCGUGAUCUAGGGUUUGAUUUUGAGAUUAGGAUUCUGUGUUGUGGUUGUUUUUUAUUCCGCUCACGGUGAAGCGAACAAAAACGGAGGCUUGUAGAGAAGGACUUCGGAAUGAAAUGGUAGAAGGAAGGGUUUGUUUAUCCAAAGAGGCCAGAAAUGGGUUAGAAUAUCUGAAGCUUAAAAGGCUUCAGCGAAUGAAAUCAGAAACGGUUAUUGAGACCACAAGAAUCACUAACAUGAUGACUAGGAGUGGAGGAGAUGCUUUGAGAGCUUCAGCAUCCUGUGGUGUGAGGCUACACGGUAAUGCAGAUGUAUUUUCAAAGCGUAAGGUUGACAAGUUUGACACAAGUGAUCUGGAAUGGACUGAGAAAAUUUCAGAGUGCCCUGUAUACUGUCCAACAAAGGAGGAAUUUGAGGAUCCUUUGGCUUUCUUGCAGAAGGUAGCUCCAGAAGCCUCUAGAUAUGGAAUAUGCAAGAUUAUUUCCCCAUUGAGUGCAUCUGUUCCAGCUGGGGUUGUAUUGAUGAAGGAGAAAUCUGGAUUCAAGUUCACAACUAGAGUCCAGCCUCUUCGACUUGCAGAGUGGGACUCUGAUGAUAAGGUCACUUUUUUCAUGAGUGGAAGAAAUUAUACAUUUCGCGAUUACGAGAAGAUGGCAAACAAGAUUUUUGCCCGUAGAUAUUAUAGUGCUGGAUGUCUUCCUGCCACAUACAUGGAAAAGGAGUUUUGGCAAGAAAUUGCUUGCGGAAAGACGGAAAGUGUUGAGUAUGCAUGUGAUGUUGAUGGAAGUGCGUUUUCGUCUUCUGCCAGUGACCAGCUUGGAAAUAGCAAAUGGAAUUUGAAGAAACUUUCACGCUUGCCCAAAUCCAUUUUGCGUCUUCUGGAUAGAGCUAUUCCGGGGGUAACUGAACCUAUGCUUUACAUUGGAAUGCUGUUCAGUAUGUUUGCUUGGCAUGUGGAAGACCAUUAUUUGUACAGUAUUAAUUACCAUCACUGUGGGGCAGCAAAAACUUGGUAUGGCAUUCCAGGUGAUGCGGCUCUGAAAUUUGAAAAAGUGGUCAGGGAACAUGUCUAUACUCACGAUAUUUUAUCAACUGACGGCGAGGAUGGAGCCUUUGAUGUUCUCCUAGGGAAAACUACUUUGUUUCCACCGAAUAUUCUAUUGGAACAUGGUGUCCCCGUCUACAAAGCUGUGCAAAAUCCUGGGGAGUUCGUAAUUACCUUCCCAAGAGCAUAUCAUGCUGGAUUCAGUCAUGGUUUCAAUUGUGGGGAGGCUGUGAACUUCGCAAUUGGUGAUUGGUUUCCUUUGGGGGCGGUGGCCAGCCGACGCUAUGCUUUCCUUAACAGGGUGCCUUUGCUUCCACAUGAAGAACUUCUGUGUAAAGAAGCAAUGCUGCUCUAUAGGAGUUUAGAACUUGAAGAUUUUGAUUAUUCAACAGCAGACUUGGCUUCACAUCGUAGCAUUAAGAUUUCUUUUGUAAAUCUGAUGCGAUUCCAGCAUUUUGCUCGCUGGACCUUAAUGAAAUCAAGGGCUUGCACGGGUGUUUCUUCAGUUGCCCAUGAAACAAUUGUAUGCAGCAUAUGCAAACGUGACUGUUACAUAGCUUAUAUCAACUGCAACUGUUACAUGCACCCCGUGUGCCUUUGCCAUGAUGUUGCUUCCCUUGACUUCUCGUGUGGGAGCAAUCAUACUCUCUUUCUGAGGAUGGAUAUUACAGAAAUGGAAGCUGCAGCCAAGAAGUUUGAGCAGGAAGGGGGAAUAUUAGAGGAGAUUCAUCGGCUAGCUAGAGGUAGUGAUAAUUUGUAUUCACACCCCUUUUCAUGUAUGUUUGAGAGAGCUGGAGAAGAUGGAUAUUCCCCUUAUUGUGAGAUACCAUUUGAGAUGAAGCCUGAUCUCUACGUUACAACUGGGGAUGAAUCACAAGAAGCAGAGCAUGUUGCUGAUAGGCAGCCCCCGUGGAAUUAUGGCAAAGAGAAUACAAAAUUUGAAGUAUCUGAAGCUCCCCUUUCUUGUGCUGCAUCAACUCUUCCUCUUGAGAGCACAGUUCCAAACAAUUUUAAGGGGAAUGCCAACUAUAAUUCUGGGAAUCCUGACUCUAAAAAGUAUUCUGAAGCUUCACACCGUGCAUAUGAAUCUUCUAAAUCCUCCCAGUCUUGUGAAGAAUCCUUGAGUACACUUCCAAGCAAUCUUCAUCAUUCUGGGUUGAAGCCCAUUGUGGAUCAAGACAGUGACGAUUCUGAUUCCGAAAUUUUUAGAGUUAAGCGUCGUACUUCACAGAAGGUUGAGAAAAGAGAGAUUAAUGAUGCCAUGGGUUCAAAGCAUUCUGAUCACCAGGGGUUUAAACGACUGAAAAAAGUCCAACUUGAAGGGAGAUGUGGGGCACUGCUGUCAUCUGAUUGGUGCAGAACUAAUGAAUCAAAUUAUAAAUUUAUCCCUUCUACUCGUUAUAAAGACGCGCCAGAUUGUUCUUCGAGGGAAAGGUUUGCCAGAGGAAGCAACAUUCCCAUUUCCAUCAAGUAUAAAACUUUGGUCAAUGAGGAAGCAAUAAGCAGACAGCGAGAACAACAAAGAAAGGAUAGGCUCCAGCUUGAAUUGGGUAAGACCAUGAGGGAACCACCCCCAAUAGAGAUUGGGUCGAAGCGCAUUAAAGUGAGGCCCGUCAUUCCUAGGGACAGAGGAGGUUGGAGUUAAGUUUAGAUCAGUAGGGUGACAAUUUCUAGAAUCAUGGUUGGCCUGCCUUUGGAGCAGCACCUUGAGCCUGACGUUGCUAACUUCAUUUUCUUUAAUGGGGUUUCUAACAACACGGAUAAUCUAAAGAUUGAUUUUGGGAGCAGUGGCAGAAGAUUAACCAAGAUUAGGAUUAAGAUUUAUAUUCUUUGUGCAGGCCCUAAAUUGGGGCAAUUUGCACGGGUGGUGAUUCUUGGGUUCUCGGGCCGAGGUAUUUUUCCAGUCUUUGGCAGGAGAACCUUCCUGCUUUGCUAAAAUUAGAGAUCUGAUAGUGAAUGAUGUAAAUUUGUUUUUACCACUUAGCUAAUUCUUGUGAAGAAAGUGGGUAUACCCGUUGAUUUCUAAUGUGAGCUCAGUCCCUGCUGCUUGCCCCCCUUUUUAGGUUCUUUAUUCAUUUCGUAGCAAUUGGUCAGUCAAUGUACCUUGGAUUACUUGAAUAAAAUGAAGAGAUAUGCCUUCUUUAUUUCUCAA
Messenger RNA from Carya illinoinensis, 3535 nucleotides. RefSeq names its product lysine-specific demethylase JMJ706-like. The transcript is spliced from 11 exons. The coding region runs from base 455 to 3028 and encodes 857 amino acids. NCBI's taxonomy places the organism in Eukaryota, Viridiplantae, Streptophyta, Magnoliopsida, Fagales, Juglandaceae. Gene Ontology annotation, molecular function: histone demethylase activity. Gene Ontology annotation, biological process: chromatin remodeling. The record is from RefSeq and is a predicted model, not a curated record. Gene Ontology annotation, cellular component: nucleus.